Messenger RNA from Sipha flava (yellow sugarcane aphid), 2588 nucleotides. RefSeq names its product DEP domain-containing protein 1A-like. The transcript is spliced from 9 exons. The record is from RefSeq and is a predicted model, not a curated record. Gene Ontology annotation, biological process: intracellular signal transduction. Bases 409 to 2499 code for a protein of 696 amino acids. Lineage: Eukaryota; Metazoa; Arthropoda; Insecta; Hemiptera; Aphididae.
CGACAGUGGCAGCGACAAUAACGCGUCACGGACGCCGUCGUCGAGUCGACGCACGGUUCUCACGGUCCCGCACCCCAUCAAACGUAGCAGCAACUGUCCGCGCAGGCGCAGUACGAACCCUUAUCAUUAUCAUUGUUAUUGUUGUCGACCUGACACCAGGACAACGGCCGCCGCGCGACAAGUGUAACGAUCUUUUUCAAAUGUCUGUUAUCGCCGCUCGUCAUUUCGUCCGAUCUUCCUCCAACACGUUCGUUUCCCUUCGCACGGACCGUAUGUAUUCAAAUUUUAUCCGAUUAUCGCACUCGCAGAACAAUGUAAUGUUUCGUAUAAACACCGUUUUCGGACAACAAACGGCAUAACAUAGUAUCUAGAAUAUUCAUACUUACAUAGAUCUGCGGAUUAUUAAAAAUGUCCGAUUUUUCGCAAAUUCCUUCGUACUCCCAAUUCCGGGCCACGGAAACUUGGCAAUUGUUGGUAGACCAUUUCCGAAGCGGUAUGCCGCUGAAAUCACAUCGUUAUCAGUUGUGGUUCAGAGACAACUGUUUUGCAGGCGUUGAAGCUGUUGAUUGGAUGUACAACGAAGCGUCUACUGGUAAAUUACAGCACUUGUUUAACAAAGGGGUCACACGUCAACAGAUUGUAUCGUUGAUGAACAAGUUUUACGACGCUGGUAUUUUUAAAGCUGUCAGUACUACAUUACAAAAGUUUAAGGAUAAGUCAGAACUUUAUGAGUUUUCAUUACCAAAGAAUAAUAAUAAGACAAUAAACAAAGGAUCUGUAUUGUCAUCAUUAAAUUUAUUCAUAAUGAAUAAACCACAGUCUUUAUCUCCUCAGCUCAAAAAAAGUGAUAAAAAUAUUAAUCAUAGAAUGAAAUCGUACUCAAUGGAAAAUAUUGCAAUGAAUACAUAUUUGAAUGAGAACCAUAAAAUUGCUAACUUUAUCAUACAAAAUUUGCGGAAUAUUCUAAAAAGUUUCAAUAUGGAUGAUUUUUUAAAUAUUGAAAAUUUAAACAAACAAUGGAUAAUUAUGAACAUUUAUAAUCAUGAAUACAAUGUUGACGGUUUAUUUCCUCAUUGGGUAAAAUCUGCAAUGGAUAGCUUAACUUGUGAUAUGGAAAUAAAUGAAAACACUUAUCCAGGAUUUAAUGCUGAUGUUUAUUCAGUAAUUAAAGAUUAUUUUUUGAAUUCAGAAGAACCAUUAAUUCCUAUAUCUUUUUAUGAGAUAUUUAUAUCUAUUUUAGUAAUAGUAGAAAGACAUGACAAUAUGUGCAAUAAAAAAGCUCAGUUCACAGAAAACCAUACAAAUUAUAACACAACUCAAACAUCAAAUAUGUGCUGGGAAACUGAAUUUUCUUCUGAUCACGCAAAAACCUGUAUAGUAAAUAAAUGUUUUGAUAUUUCUGGGCAUCAUAUCUCAUCAUUAUCUAGGUCCUCUAUAAGUAGUUGUAGUAGUACAUCUUUUUUUGAAUCAUGUGAAGUUGAACUUAGUAAAAUGGAACACAAGCCUUUAAAUACUUCACAUAAAUAUUCCAAACCAAAAUUAUUUCGAACAACUAGUUCUCCAGAAAUUUCGGUAAAAUCACAAUCAUAUUAUCAGAAAAAUAUGGAAAAAAUAAAAAAAAAAAAAUUGAUGGGCCGAACUAUAUCCAAUAAUUCAAUACAUCCAAAGAAUUUAAAUGAACUAAAUGAUAGUGUUUAUUCAGAUGAAUAUGGAUUUAAAAAUAAACUAUUGGAUGACAAUGAUAAAUUUGUUCAUCCGUCUACUUCUGGAUAUAUUAAUUUUGGACUUUUUCAAUCCGAGCAAAUUAAAGAUCAAAUAAAUGGGUUUGAUAUAGAUAUGGCAAUUUCUACCCUCCAUAAAUUGAUGGAUUUUACACAAAUGGACCGACCACAAAAUCUCAAUCAUUAUUCAUUUAAUGAUUUGAAUGAAAAAUCAAUGCACCUAGGAAUUCUAUUGUAUCAAUUACUUAGUCUUUGUCUUCCACCAUUAAAUAGAGCUAAACUACAAGUAUUUUUAAAGUUUGUUUCUCAAUUACCAUCUACUUACGAUAAGAUAACUGAUAAAUUAUGUUGCGCAGUAUUAAGACAAAAUACUAAUCAAUUUGAGUAUGAUUGUUUAGCUACUGAUGUAGUCAAGUUUUUGCUGCAUAAUCAAAAACUAAUAUUUGUGCCGAUUAAAACUGAUUCAAUUUUAUCAGAAAAAUUUAAUUUUUUUGAUAGUGAUGAUAAUUUUUAUAAGGAUAAUAUGCAUUAUUGUCUUCGAAUAUCAGACCAGGAAUUUGAAAAACAAAGGAGUAUUGAAUCCAAAGAAGCUCUUAUUGAAUUGUUGGAUCAAAUCAUAAAUAGUUCAACCAUGUCCAGUAAAGAAAAGAGUAAACGUAUGAAAUUAUUUCAGAAAAUGUACCCAGAUGUAUAUGAAAGAAGAUUUGUCUUGCUAAAAGAACAUAAGAAACGAAAACCUGAAGAAAAUGGAAAUCUAAUUAAAAAUCUACGAAUUUAAUUGUGAAAUUGAAUACUGCUUAUUAUAAUUAAUGUUAUUUUAUUUAUCUUAAAAAAAUGUUUGUAUUUGAAUAGUUUAUAAAUUGUAAA